Acanthosepion pharaonis is the source of this 1566-nucleotide messenger RNA. Lineage: Eukaryota; Metazoa; Mollusca; Cephalopoda; Sepiida; Sepiidae. The record is from the annotation of a GenBank genome assembly.
AUGGAGCACUCAGUGAUGAGGAAACUCGUUAAUUGUUUUGGUGCAACAAAGAAACCUCUUUUGGUGGUUAUUGCUGGCCUGUCUGUGCUCGUGCUCGGAUUGCUUAUUGCAGUUAUCGUUCUUGCUAUACCGAAGCCAGAGAAGACAACCAUAAAAGACACAGCAAAUUACUGUUUUAAAAGUCACUGUUUGUCGGCUGCAUCGGAAAUUCUGGAAUCAAUCAACACCUCGGUCAAUCCAUGUGACGAUUUUUAUGCACAUGCCUGUGGCUCGUGGAUUAAGACCCACCAAAUUCCACCCGACGAGAAGAGCAUUGGCACUUUUAAAAAGGUUCGAAACCUCGUGAAUAAGCGUAUAAUUGAUUUAUUACAGGAAAGCACAACAGAUGGAGAACAUAUGGCGGUCAAAAAGGCAAAGACACUUUUUCAGUCCUGCAUGGAUUUGGAUGCCAUUGAGAAAUAUAGUAAAAAUCUCAUCAUGGAAGCCAUCCUCACAAUGAGUAAUCAAACAAAUUAUGUGGACUUAGUCAAUAUGUUAAUCAGCUUCGGGGCAAAUACCUUGGUUCCAGCUUUUGUUGCGCCAGACCCCAAAAAUGUGACGCGUAACAUCAUUUCUGUGACUCAUAUAGGUUUAAUAUUGGGAUCAAAGAAGUACUACAAUCAAUCGACGUCAGGUUUUGCAGCCUUCCGAAAUUUGAUUGAGGGGUUUUCCGAUGUCCUGGGAAAUUUUACAGACGAAGUCAUUAACUAUGAACUAAAGUUAAAAGACAUUUAUACGGACUUCUCACAGAAUGUGUCAGAAAACUAUAACCUGAUGACCAUCGAAGAACUUCAUAAUCACACAGAGAAUCAAGUGGAAUGGCUAAAAAUCUUCCAGAAGGCAAUCAACAAUUCAGGUUCACAUGUACAAGUGGAUGAAAAAACUCAAGUCUUGGUGUAUUUUCCGGGCUAUAUUAAGAAAUUGGCAGGUAUUUUGAAUGCCACUGAUGUUAAAACUUUGAUAAGGUAUGCAGCAGCCCGUUAUAUUAUACAAUAUAUUGACGCAAUGCCAUCUAAAUAUAGAAAAUUAAAGCUUAAUCUAGAUAAGGAACUGUAUUCUGUGAAGGCAGCUGCCCCACGAGAAUAUACUUGCGCUGUAUACGUAAGGAAUGAAAUGUCUAAUAUUGUGAGCCGUCUUUAUGUCGAUAAGUACUUCCCGAAAUCAGCAAAAAAGCGGGCUAUCCAGUUGGUACAUAGUCUUCGGGAAGCGAUGGAAAAAAUGUUUAAGGAAACUAAAUGGAUGGAUGACGCAACUCGUCAGGCCGCCAUUGAAAAGGUUGAAGCUGUCCUUUAUUUUAUUGGAUAUAAGGAAUCCAUCAAAGAUGAUUCUACACUCGGUAUGAUUUUCCAUGACAUCAACUUCACAACAGAUGGUUUCUUGGAAAAUUUGAUGAGCAUCAAUAUGCUGUAUAGUCAUUAUGCGUUUUAUCACUUAAAUAUUACUAACAACCGAACAAUUGGGAGACAUUUGAACGCAGCUGUCGUCAAUGCAUUUUAUAGCCCGAGCCAGAAUUCAAUAAGUAAGUGA